Messenger RNA from Lytechinus variegatus (green sea urchin), 1893 nucleotides. It is a transcript of the gene eif1ad, whose product is annotated as probable RNA-binding protein EIF1AD. The transcript is spliced from 4 exons. Gene Ontology annotation, biological process: translational initiation. Bases 552 to 1175 code for a protein of 207 amino acids. The record is from RefSeq and is a predicted model, not a curated record. Gene Ontology annotation, cellular component: nucleus. NCBI's taxonomy places the organism in Eukaryota, Metazoa, Echinodermata, Echinoidea, Temnopleuroida, Toxopneustidae. Gene Ontology annotation, molecular function: translation initiation factor activity; RNA binding.
CGAAGAGUUAUAAUUACUGUAGAAAUGGAAAUGGCAGAAUCAAAGUCAGAUCGUUGUACUCUCUCCGAAGUUUCAACUUAUUUUUCAUAUUUUCUUUGUCAGUUUUCUUAAUAUUGGCAUACUGACGCGAUCAUGGCGGCUUAAAGAAUUACAGUCGGCGGAAAGUCCUUCGAGAGGAUUGUUUAUUCCAACUCUAAAUAGAAUUCGCCGAACUGUUUAAUAAAUAAGGCUUCAGUAUUACGACAUUACUCGCAAGUCGCAGUCGAUCGAAGUGUGCAAUAAAACUGGGAGGAGCUGCCGGCUGUCCGUCCAGCCAGGUUGUGUGCAUUGAACUCAGCCACAUCUUUUUGGUGUGCUAAUUCGCUUUGCUGUCUUUGGCCCUUGGCUGUAUAGUGUAGACCCUACAGAAAAGACGCAGGAUCUAAUUCGGUGUACCAUACAGGCGUAAAAUCUACUCCAUCAAUGAUCAAGCCAGGCACUAGUCAGCAAAAAUAAUUUGUCAUUGAGUCAUUUGUAAAUUUAAAUUAAAACAAUCCCAGAUCACAUUCACAAUGUCAAAAGCUACCAAACGCAAACAUGUAACAAGAGAGGUUCUGGAAGAUUAUAUUUUGCCAGAGGAAAAUCAACAAAUUUUGAAGAUACUUGGAGGAAGAGGAAACAAUCUUCAUGAAGCCCAGACAUCUGAAGGAGAUAAAUUCCUGAUCAGUAUGCCAACCAGGUUUAGGAAAAAUGUCUGGAUAAAAAGGGGUGACUUUGUGCUUGCUGACCCUAUACUAGAAGGUGAUAAAGUGAAAGCUGAGAUUGUUGCAAUUCUCUACCCUAAGCAGAUCAAAUAUAUCAAGCAAGAACAACUGUGGCCUCAAGGUUUUGACACAGGAGCCAGUGAGAUCAGGAAUCAAAACCCAGAAGGCACUGAAGUAGAGGUCUUAACCAACCAGCUCAAUGAUGCAUCCAUAGCUGACAGAGAUGUCGAGGAGGAUAACAGGAUCUCUGAUGAAGAAGAGGAAUAUAGUAGUGAAGACAAUGAUGAUGACCUAUUUGUCAAUACAAACAGACCCACGGUUACAUAUUAUUAUUCAGAUAGUUCAGAAGAAGACUAUGAGGAGGAGGAGGAAGACGAUUGUGAGGGGGAGGUUCAAGAGGUAACAGAUGAGGAUCAUAGUGCAGACCGAUAGCCAUCUGUUUAGUUUGCACAGAGCAAUAUUGACUGUUCUAUCAAGAAAGGGUGUUAUACUUUGAGGAAGUUACAUUGAGGAGUCUCAUUGAAGGUCUUGUAUCAAUUCCAAGGUCAUGUGUGCACAUAUUUCCUUGUUAGUCAUACUGAAAGGGGGAGUCCACCCAGAUACAAAGGUAUACAAGCAAAAUGAAAAACUGCAUGUUCUGAAGAUGGCAAGGGUACUUAUUGAAAUGUUUGAUUGGGUGGUCCUUUUCUGGACCAAACAUUCUUGUAACUUGAAGCCCACAAGAGUAUUUUGUCAACUGUAGGGUAAAACCUCCACAUUGAUUUAUAUUUUGUUAUGGAAACCUUCAGAAGUUGUUAAAAUAACUCUUCAUUGAAUCACGAUAUCAAUAUGAAUUCAUGCCAUAUUUCCGGACCACAAAUAGGUUACAACAAUGUCAAUUCCACAUUUUCAUGGAGAAAUCAAUCAAUGUUGUUUGACAUUGAAAUUCAUGUUAUAUUGGUAAAUUACCAAUUCGUCUUUUCUGCCAAUUUGUCCACUCGACACAUUGUCUACUUUCAUUUAGUCUAAUGCCAUUUUGUCCAUCGACAUUUCUUCUAAUACUCAUGUGGUCCAUUAACCAUUUGGUCCAAUCAUCACUUUGUCUAAUCACUAUUUCGUCUCGUAACCAGUUGGUCUAGAACCCAUUUCAUUUUCAUUCACUUUGCACAAU